UCCGGUUUUCCCCACAAUACAAACUACACACCCGCACAACAAAGUCCAAGAGAGAACCACCCGAGCAGAAAACCCUAAGGGAGAUACCGACAAUUUUCACUCUGUCACCGUCAUAGGAAUGCCCAAUUACCAGAGUCCACCAACAAACAGGUCCGGUAAUGAAAGGACGCCUAACUUGACAGAAGACAAUCUUGAAAUUGACGAAGAUGAUGCUUCUGCAAGGGAAGCCGCAGUAAUAUUUGAAGAAAAUGGAGGUUUUUAUUAUGACAACGCUGUAGAAAUUAGCAAAAUCAAAUUGCAAGUAACCGAUCUACCGAAAUAUGUUCAUAGUCUAUAUUUGAAUGACCUAGAAGAAGAAUUUCAGAAAAUUCCAUACGGUCUUGUAAAAGCCUAUGGCGUUUCACAAACGAAACUCAACAUGCACAAAAAUAGGUACAGAGGAAUCUACCCGUAUGAUGAUACGCGAGUUUUAGUUCGAGGUGGAGAAACAGACUACAUUAAUGCAAGCUUUAUAGACGGAUUCAAAAGGCGAAAUGCAUAUAUUGCUACAUUGGGUCCAAUGGCUAAGCAGCUUGGCGAUUUCGGCCAAUUCUGGCGAAUGGUCUGGCAACAGAAAGUGGAGAAGAUUGUCAUGGUGACUAACUUGGUAGAGGGAAAGAAAACCAAAUGCGAGCAAUAUUGGCCGGAUCAUUAUCAAAGAAAUAUGUACGGCGAUAUAAAGGUUGUAUGCAAGGAUGAACAACUGUACAAAGAUUUCAUUUGGAGACACUUUACUCUUUUUAAGAAUUCGGAAAAAAGAAGUCUUCAUCAUCUACAGUUUACGAGCUGGCCAGACAAGGACAUCCCUGAUGAUGUUACAGCAUUUAUAGAGUUUAGACACAGGGUGAAUGCCUUGGCGAGUACCUUCGAUGGACCAAUAGUUGUGCAUUGCAGUUCUGGUGUAGGGAGAACAGGAACCUUCAUAGCACUAGACAUUCUUACAAAAGAGGGUGAGGCAGAAGGAGCUAUAGAUAUCCCGGGAUGCGUUAUUAACAUGAGACAAAACAGACCCAACAUGAUUCAGACUUUGAGUCAAUACAAGUAUAUUCACCAAGCUUUGGUCCAUACAUUGACUCCUGAUUGUGUGUUUAUAAGAAGAGAGCACUUCAUUCAAUAUAUGGACAAAUCAAGUAAACAGGAGAUACAGGAGCAGUUUGAGAGAUUGCAAUCGGAUCAUGAGAAAAAGUCGGAUAAGGAAUUGUUAGCUACGAAAAAGAAUCGGCUCCUGGCAAAAAAGUACAGGAAACACACGGAUAUGCCAGGUGACUCCAACAGACCGCAUCUAAAUUUGUUGAUGAAAACAGACGAAUCCGAUUACAUCAAUUCGAUAUACAUCGACAGUUUUAAAACAAAAAACCGCUUCUUGGUUGCAAAAACACCUCUGCCUGACACAGUUUACGAUUUCAUUGCACUUACUCUUCAAGAAAACUGUUCCUGUAUCGUUAGUAUGGAGGCAAACCUGGAAAUGCAUAAGGGAAUAGGCUUAUACUUUCCUGGUGACAAUCAAAAAAUGAAGGCGGGAAUAAUUUCCGUACAAACAUACACAGCUCAAAGUGCAAGACACUUCGUUAAAAGAAUGCUGCGUUUCAAGCAAGAAGGAACGCCCAAGAAAGAUGUGACAAUUCCACACUUUCAAUAUUUGGACUGGGAUACAAAGAACAACGUUCCUAAGUCGACAGAAUGCUUUCUUGCCUUCAUCAAAGAGGUUGAAGCCGUAUCCAAAUCCUCUAACCUGGGUGGACCGAUACUGUUGCAUUGUUUAAACGGUGCUGGAAAGAGCUGCCUUUUUUAUGUUGUCUCGAUAUUACUUGAACAAUUGGAUAGAGAUGAUGUGGUCAGUGUGGUCAAUGCGGUGAAGAAAAUCAGAGCUAGACGACCGCUUGCUAUUCCAAAUAAGGAACAGUUUUACUUCUGCUACGAGUGUGUUCUCCAUUCCGCGAACGAAACAGAUAAAGCUGUGUAUUACAGCAUAUGUAGGGAUAUCCAGAGAAAAUGAACACGGCUGAACAAUUCGGAACAAUGGCACACAUAAGGUUGAUCUUGACUUGAAAAUAUAUACGUUUGAUAUUCAUAUGAUGACACAAUAAGUUAUAUUUUUGAUUACAUGCGGACAUGAUGGCAAAAUUAAUAUUAUAUCAACGUAACUUUAUUGCAAUUCUGCAUCACCUUCAUGACAUAAUAACAGAACACUAGUAUUUCACCUGUCAAUAUAAACAUUGUAUUGUAAUUCUCAUUGUAUUUGGUUGCAUAUAUUAAUGCUUUUAUUAUUUUUACCAUAUUGUAGGGUUUUUUCUUGUUAUAAUUUUGAAUUAUUCUCUAUAAAUUUCGCCCCAAUUUCACAAAAAAACUUUAGUGUAUCUCACUAUCUUAUUUCGUUUACCAAAAUUCUUUACUUAAAUAUGAUUUAAUAGAACAAAAAGUAGUUUAUCUUAUUAACAAGUACUUUAUCUGAUUGCUCUUAAAUAGUAUGUCCUUAUCAAACAUCAUUUCUCUUUAAAAAGAGAAUAUUACUCAAUAUAGACCAAACAAAGGUAGUGUUCUGGGCUUGAUCCGGUUUUAAGGGUCUUAAGAUGUUUCAUGACAUUGGGGCGCAGAACGUUAUGAAACAGUCAAGGCUUUAUAUGCGAGCGUACAGUAUCAACAUGUGUAAUUGAUAAGUAACAAAGAUGUUGCAAUAUAUGCACGCUACUUAUUGUACGGUAAGCUUGCCUAUAUAUUACAAAAUACAUACUACAUCAAAUCCACGUGAGUGGAAUUAUUCAAAUUAUUAUUAUUAUUAUCAUGUAGUUAAUGUAUAUACAAAUAUGUUAUAUUGUGUUUUAAUGGGCUUUGUACAUACUUGGAAUACACAUUACAUUUGUAAUUUGUAAAAAAAUAGACAUAAGGAAUAAAAAAUAUUAUUUGUUGUUGUAUUUAACAAGGUUUUUACGUAUGUUAAAGUGUUUUAAGCUUUUAUAUGUAAUAUAGCAUUUCAAUUGAAUUUCUGUUUGUGUUUUAUUGUUAAAUCAGGAAAUGUAUUGUAGGAGCAGAUGUGCACGCAAUAGUGGCGUUUAUGAAUUAUGUGCAGUACUGUUGCUAAACAGCUUAUAUAACUAUAAUUAUGUAUUGUAGAUUUGUAAGAAAUUAUGUACCUGAAUUCCUUAAUUUUCUAAAUACUGUCAUUAGUCUAAACCAUGAACUUUAAAUAAUUUGUAUUUUUAAAUAACCUUUAAAUAGACAGUCUCUCAAGUGUCAAGACAGCCAUCGAUUGAGCAUGCUCUAUAUAAUAUUCACUAGGGGUUUAUCUUAAUCCUGAUCUAAAUAUAGAAUAUCAUUCAAUUAAUACAUUCAAUGUAUUCUAUUUAGUUCUUAGUUUUUUUUUCAUAUUUUCAUUAAUUGACGAAUAUGACGGGAAUCAAUCAAUUGAAAAAUUCCGGUUGGGUUCGUAUUGUAUUCAUUGCCAUAUUGAUUGUUGUUGAAUUUAAAUGGAAAACAAUCUAUUGACUUUUCCGGAAUCAAAAUUUCCA
Messenger RNA from Mya arenaria, 3545 nucleotides. Its product is annotated as receptor-type tyrosine-protein phosphatase kappa-like. Gene Ontology annotation, molecular function: protein tyrosine phosphatase activity. Lineage: Eukaryota; Metazoa; Mollusca; Bivalvia; Myida; Myidae. The transcript has 18 exons. Gene Ontology annotation, biological process: protein dephosphorylation. The coding region runs from base 119 to 2035 and encodes 638 amino acids. The record is from RefSeq and is a predicted model, not a curated record.